CUCGGACCUGUCCGCAUCUCCUUGCAGUUACCCCGCUAACCGACAUGUCGACUAUGAACGGCGCAACCUCCCCCGAUAACCAUGGCAAGGGUUUCGCGCAGGUAGCGCCACCCAACUCGACCGGGAUCAAGAUCAUCGUAGUAGGGGCGGGCUUCGCAGGUUUGGCGUGUGCCAUCGAGAGUAAGAGGAAAGGACACGAAGUCGUUAUCUUGGAGAAAUUCAAGGAAUUGAAGGCCUUAGGCGAUAUCAUCUCCUUUGGCAACAACGCUGGACGUGUGUUCGAACGAUGGGGACUCCAUGAUAAAUUCUGGGCCGUGUGCAGUCACGUAGAGACGCUCAUGAUCCAUAACUCACAGGGCGAAUUGCUCCUUGAGCAGCCGAAUCCGGAUCCCCUCUUCGGCGCAUAUGCUUAUAAUGGGCACCGAGGAGAAUUGCAUACCAUGCUGUUUGACUACGCGCAAUCCCUAGGCAUCGAUAUCCGUCUGGGUCAGGACGUGACCGAAUACUGGGAAACAGAUAACGAAGCAGGCGUAAUCGCAAACAGCGAGAAAAUCGCUGCGGACGUCGUCGUCGGCGCAGACGGUGUCCGGAGCAGAGCACGUACGCUCGUUCUGGGCUACGAAGACAAACCGAAGUCUUCUGGGUAUGCCGUGUACCGUUCUUGGUUCGAUUGCGCCGAACAAGGAGUGGACAAAGACCCGAUGACCAGUUUCAUAUGUCAGGGAAAGGAUCUGUUCUACGGCUGGAUAGGAAAGGACGUCCAUUUCCUCGCGCACUCUUCGAGCGGAGGGAAGAAGUUGUCAAAUGUGAUCACUCACAAAGAUGACGCAGACAUUGCCGAGUCCUGGUCCUUCCCCGGGAAGAUGGAAGAUUGCCUGAAGAUCGUGGAGGGAUGGGACCCCCGUUGCGCUGCGCUGCUCUCGAAAGCGCCCUCCCUCGUUGACUGGAAAUUAGUCUAUCGUGACCCCAUGCCCACUUGGAUCAGCAAAGGCGCCCGCCUUGCACUUAUCGGUGAUGCGGCCCAUCCUUUCCUCCCGACGAGCCAACAGGGCGCCUCGCAGGCAGUCGAGGACGGUGUGACCCUCGCGGUGGUUUUACAGCUCGCAGGAAAGGAGAACGUACAUCUCGCCGUGCGCGAAUGGGAGAAAAUCCGCUACCAGCGGGUCCGUCGAGCCCAGCUUAUCGGUGAGAGCGUCCGCGACAUGUGGCACAAAGCGAAGCCCGAGGACAGGGGCAAUGCCGUGGCGCUCCCCAGGCCCGAGUGGUUACUUGGACACGAUGCGGAGAAACAUGCGUACGAGGUGUACGAUGCUACCACGAAGGAGAUCCAAGAGAAGGGCUAUGAGCUGCCCACGCUCCCACCGGUCGUGCCUGUUGCUGGAGCAUGAUUCUAGUAGACGGGCAGAAUGGAAAUCUUGUAAGGUUAUUUUUGUGUAUAGAUAGACUGGAGGUGCGGAGGUUGUAGGAUCGUAUUUACGCCUGGAACCUAUUGGGCAAAGUAGCAUUAGACAUUUGAACGAAGAAAUGCAGAGCCUACGGCUCAAUAGACCACG
Gloeophyllum trabeum ATCC 11539 is the source of this 1553-nucleotide messenger RNA. RefSeq names its product FAD/NAD P-binding domain-containing protein. Gene Ontology annotation, molecular function: monooxygenase activity; FAD binding. Lineage: Eukaryota; Fungi; Basidiomycota; Agaricomycetes; Gloeophyllales; Gloeophyllaceae. The coding region runs from base 45 to 1388 and encodes 447 amino acids. Gene Ontology annotation, biological process: secondary metabolite biosynthetic process. The transcript has 10 exons. The record is from RefSeq and is a predicted model, not a curated record.